AUGCUAGACUAUGUCAAGCGGGAGUUCCGGGACAACCCCAUGAUGAUCGUCAUCACUAUCUGCGGUAUCCUCCUCGUGAUCGCCGCUACUAUGGGAAUCUGUCUGUGGUGCUCCGAGAAUCUACUCUGUUGCAGACGUGAUCGCAACGCGCAAGACGACCUAGAGGCCCAGCGUCCUUCUACUCCCAUGGCGUCCACUCCCGCACGCGGAUCCGUCGGCGCCGGCCAGAGCAUCCGAUACGCUCCCCAAGGUAGCCCACAAUCCAUCUCGUCGACUUCCACUCGCGUAUCCGACUUCGACAAGGUGUCUAGCCCUACUAUCGCCGAGUCCCCCUACUCUCCCGACGACACGCGCGCGGAACGGAUCGUCCUCCCCGCGGCUCCGCCCUUGGCGCUCAAGUCCAUUCUCAAGCGCGACUCUACGACUGCAUACAGGGCGUACAAUAGGGACGCAGGGGAUCAGGUUUAG
This is a messenger RNA of Dioszegia hungarica, 468 nucleotides long. RefSeq lists its product as uncharacterized. Lineage: Eukaryota; Fungi; Basidiomycota; Tremellomycetes; Tremellales; Bulleribasidiaceae. Bases 1 to 468 code for a protein of 155 amino acids. The record is from RefSeq and is a predicted model, not a curated record. The transcript is spliced from 2 exons.